Messenger RNA from Drosophila hydei, 3733 nucleotides. Its product is annotated as zinc finger protein 615. Gene Ontology annotation, cellular component: nucleus. The record is from RefSeq and is a predicted model, not a curated record. The transcript has 11 exons. Lineage: Eukaryota; Metazoa; Arthropoda; Insecta; Diptera; Drosophilidae. Gene Ontology annotation, molecular function: DNA-binding transcription factor activity, RNA polymerase II-specific; RNA polymerase II transcription regulatory region sequence-specific DNA binding; zinc ion binding. Gene Ontology annotation, biological process: regulation of transcription by RNA polymerase II. Bases 68 to 3139 code for a protein of 1023 amino acids.
AUUUCAUAUCGUUCAGCUGACGCUCGUUUCUUACGUCGCGCAUGUUUGCUAUGUGUGAAAAGUUAAAAUGUCGGAAAAUUCGAAAAUAAACAACGAUAAUGGGCUUAGCUGCCUGCAUUGUAGUGUGUACAAUUCAAAGCAACAAUAUCAAGAAAUAUUCGAUGAAGUGGGCAUCGAAAUAGAACUCGCCCAACUAUUGGCCAAAUAUUUCCAAAUCGUUGUCAAACCCGAUGCUGAAAAGUCGCAAUUGCUAUGCCAAGAAUGUGUUAAUACACUUAUACGCUUCUUUGACAUAGACGAACUGCAACGUGAGCAGGAUGCCGCCAAUGCACUCAAAAAUGCUGCCAAACAGCAGGAGGAUCUACCCAUCGCCAUCAAAAAGGUUGAAAAAUCUGCCAAAAAAACACGGUUAACGUCGCCAAAAGCGAAGAGCGUCACAGUUGCAACGAAAAGUUUGCAAAUGUCUGUUAAGUUGGUGAAGCCUUCAACAGUUGCAACCUCUGUCGUUACUACAACUGCACCAAAAACCGAACCCGAUUGUCCAGCCAUACGCAUUACUAAAGCCCGUACGGUAGCGCCCAAGCGUUUGUCGGUUAAAGCAAAGGAAGUUGUUAAACCGAAUGCCAAAUUCAAAGUGAAAAGUCGUGGCUCAGCAGAUCAGGAACAGAUCAGUGCACUCAUACGCGACAUACUAGAUGAUGAUGAGGCGCCAGCAGAUGAUAAAUUUACCGAGGCCGCUGCCACUGUGCGGCAAUUGGAAAAGCAAACUGGCAAAAAGCAGCGGCAGCUUGAAACGGAAGAAACUGAGCCGCUGGAAGAAGAGGAUAACAAUGAGGAGCUAGAGUUUCUGUUAGAGCAAGAUGAUAACUCCUCCGACCUGGAAGUGCGUCAUUUCAAAGUAGAACGCAAAUUCAAGCGCAAUGUUUCGCAAUCCCAAUCUCAAUCCCAGUCGCAGUCGCAAAAUGAAAGCCAAAGCGAAGAUGAAUCAUUUAAAGUGGAGCCUUUUAAUUUUGUCUUAAUUAAAGAAUCUGACAACAUUGGGGAUCUAUAUGAAUAUCUGUCGACUGUGGUCAAGACCUGCUUUGAGACCUUACAAUUCGAUUGGGCCACCGUGUGUCGUCAUUGUUCAUUGAAAUGCGGCAAAUAUGAAACGCUUCUUAAUCAUAUGCAGAAAUGCCAUCAGUUGGCAGAUGAGCGCUACAAUUGUCCCAUUCAAGGCUGUACGGCGGAGCUGCAGGGUCACAAAUUCUUGGCCAUGCAUUUGGUGGUGUUGCAUGCACCUGUGGCAGAAAUUCCCAUUUAUGGCAAGUGCCCCGAGUGCAAUAUGACGUUCUCCAAUAUAUUACAAUACAACAAACACUCCUGCGCGCACGUCAUUAAGAAACGUAGGGGCAUACGUUUAUACUGUGAGAUGUGCGGCUUGGAGUUUCCCUCGUGGAAGCGCUUUAAUUUCCACAAUCAAUUUCAUUUGGAGCGUCACAGGCCGCGCGCUUGCUUUGUUUGUAAUUUUGCAGACAACAACAUCGAUGAGCUCUUCCACCAUUUGCACUAUUCGCACGAGCCAGAAGGCACACUCUUCUGUGACCUCUGUGAUCGCAACUUUCGGGAUGCUGCCGUCUUUAUGGAUCACAAUAAAUCGCAUGCGAACGUCAGCAGCACCACCUUCAGCUGCUCUGAAUGCAGCGCCAACUUUGAGACACGCGGGCGCCUCAACGGGCAUCUGCGCUCCGUGCAUGGCAGCGUCAUCAGCUGCGAGUUGUGCAGUCGCGAGUUCGCCACCGAGGCGACCUACAACCUGCACAUGAAGACACAUCUGAUCAUAGAGCGCGAGGUGCAUGUGUGCAACGGUUGUGGACUGCUCAGCGAGAGUAACGACAAGCUGCUGGCUCAUGUGGAGGCCGAGGACUCAGCUUGCUUUGGCAUGGAUACCUAUGCGGAAUUGUUACGCAAUGCUUAUAUAUGUGAAUUUUGCUCGGCGUACUUCAAGCAGAAGAGCGAUUUACGUGCCCAUCGCGAUUCGGGCGUGCAUAAGGAUGGCUUCUUCAUAUGCCAACCGUGCGGCAAGGAAUUUGCCGACAUGAAACUCUAUCGCCAUCAUUUGCGCAACUUUCAGCAACAGCGCUCCGAUGUGGCGCAUCGCAAGCUGGAGAUAUGCCUGUACUACAUGUGUGAUUAUGAGGAUUGCACUGAGGCAUACAUUAACUGGAAUUCGCUGUACACACACAAACGACGUUCGCACGAUGGCAUGGAAAAGCAGGAGCCACUUGCUAAAUUGAACGACUGGAUCUGUCAGUUCUGUCAGAAACAAUGUCGAUCCAAAAUGUCGCUAUCGGUGCAUGUGGCACGCAGUCAUAACAAUAACAAUGUUAUAUGCCCGAAGUGCAAUGCCUCCUAUAAGGAUAAUGAUGCAUUGACUAAACAUCACGCCUAUUGGCACGAGCCGAUGGAAUGUCGUCUUUGCUUAAAAGUGGUCAAAAAUCGUCGCAACUACGAUACACACAUGAAUGUGGUGCAUUCGAAUAACAAGCGCUACUCGUGCGGUGUCUGCCAAAAGGGUUUCUAUCACAAAAGUGAAAUGGAGGCGCAUCAGCGGCUGCACAGCCAAUCGUAUAGCUGUGAACAGUGCAGCUUCAUCACACGGAACAAGAAGUCGCUGUCGGUGCAUGUGCUGGGACAGCAUUACAAGCGCUUCGCCUACGAGUGCAAGGCGUGCGACAAGCGUUUCGGACGUCGCCAGGGCCUGUCGAACCAUAUGCAACGUGUCCAUGGCUCCAGGUAUACGUGUCGCGACUUCUUCGAUAGCGGAUGCAGCAAAUCCUUCAGCUCGACGACGCAGCUCAAUAUGCAUGUGCGUAAAGCGCACAAUGGCAGCAUUUACCUGGAAGAUGAUACGACCAAGGUUGAGGAGGUCGAGGAACUGAAUGACCAGGGGGAGGAGGAGGAAGUGACCAGCGAUGGCCCGUCGGCAUCGAAAAAACGCUGCAUACGCAUCAAUGCGAAUACCCAAAUCGAGUUUAUCGGCGAUUCGACGGCUGUGGCCGAGGACAAUGUGAGCUUCGACGGCUCCGAGUUGUUCGAGGAGCUGCCGGAGGUCAAGGACGUGAAGUUGCCGCCGAAAAAGAUGCAAAGGCAAAUAUAAGUGUUGCAUGGAAUUAAAUACAAUGCGAGUUUAUUUGAUUGUUUGCUUUUUAUUCUUGUUAUUAUUCGCUAAAGCAGUUGUUAAACUUUUUUGAUUUUUCAAUUGAUUUAAGUUGCUGUGUUGUCGUUUCUUAAUUUUGAACACAAAUCAUGUCAGUAAAAUGGACACACAUACAUGUAUGCAAUAUAGUAUUAGAUAACUAGCUUUGUAACUUCGAUUCUUCAAUCACUUGUCAACUACACUCAUUCGCACGCUGCUCAUUCACCGUCUAUCGCUACUUGUCCCUACAUAAUUUCCACUAGUAUUUACAUGCCUGAUUUCCCAACUUAUAUCGUAUCAUAUUUUAUCAUUUUCCAGGCAUACAUUUUUUAUCAUAUAUAAGCUUAUUAUAUAUAAACCCUCUCUUGCUUGCCAUUCUCAAAUCUUUCAUUUUUUGAACACUUUUAUCGCAGUAAGCUAGCUUUUUUUAUUGAAAGCGCUUUUCUAUACCCUACACAGCUCAAGCUCAUAUUAAAUUCUAAAAAACUAACGAAAAAAAAACUGAUUUCAAUUGUAGUGUUGUGGCUAAAAAUGUCAUUUUACAGGGUAUCUGCG